Messenger RNA from Helianthus annuus (common sunflower), 1988 nucleotides. RefSeq names its product L-ascorbate oxidase. Gene Ontology annotation, molecular function: oxidoreductase activity; copper ion binding. Lineage: Eukaryota; Viridiplantae; Streptophyta; Magnoliopsida; Asterales; Asteraceae. Gene Ontology annotation, cellular component: extracellular region. The record is from RefSeq and is a predicted model, not a curated record. The transcript has 4 exons. The coding region runs from base 145 to 1854 and encodes 569 amino acids.
GUGGAAAAAUGGAAUCUCCAAAGCAAUUUCCACCAGCCACCACCCCAACUUGUCUCUCUAGUCUCUAUAUAUAAAUAUAUUAUAUAUAACACAUACUCGUCUCAUAGAUCUCACAAGCUGAUUUCAAACCCAUUCAUAUCUAAGAUGAAAAAUCUAGCAUUGAUAUGUGCUUUGUUUUUACAUAUUUUGAGCCUAAACCUUAUCGUGGAAGCGCGAAUUCGACAUUACCGAUGGGAGGUUAAGUACGAGUUCAAAUCGCCCGAUUGCUAUCGAAAACUAGUCAUCACCAUCAAUGGAAGAAGCCCAGGUCCCACAAUAUUAGCUCAACAAGGAGAUACCAUUGUUGUUGAUCUUAAGAACAGUUUGUUGACCGAAAAUGUCGCCAUUCAUUGGCACGGUAUCCGACAGAUUGGAACUCCAUGGGCUGAUGGAACUGAAGGGGUUACUCAAUGUCCUAUUUUACCAGGAGAUACUUUUAGAUAUAAGUUUGUUGUUGAUAGGGCGGGUACAUACUUGUACCAUGCGCAUUACGGGAUGCAACGAGAGGCGGGGUUAUAUGGAUCCAUUCGGGUGGCGCUGCCGGAUGGAGAAAAGGAACCAUUCGUCUAUGACUACGAUAGAAGCAUCAUUCUUAACGAUUGGUAUCACCGAAGCACGUAUGAGCAGGCCGCCGGCCUUUCUUCCGUCCCUUUUGUUUGGGUCGGCGAUCCUCAGUCACUGUUGAUUCAAGGGAAAGGAAGAUUCAACUGCAGUACACCGGGGACCACAGCCGCUCUCUGUAACGCCACAAAUCCCGAAUGUUCGCCGUAUGUUUUCACAGUCGUUCCAGGGAAAACUUACCGGCUUAGGAUCGGAAGCCUGACAGCUUUGGCUGCUCUCAGUUUUGAAAUAGAAGGGCAUAAUAUGACGGUUGUUGAAACCGACGGUCACUAUGUAGAACCAUUCGUCGUAAAAAAUCUUUAUAUUUACUCAGGUGAGACUUACUCGGUUUUAGUGACCGCAAAUCAAGACCCAACAAGAAAUUAUUGGGCCGUGUCAAAAAUGGUGAGUCGUAACAACACGACCCCUAAUGGUUUGGGUAUCUUUAAUUACUACCCAAACCAUCCCAGUAGGUCCCCACCUACCGUCCCACCAAGUGGGCCUUGGUGGGACAAUGUUGAAGCCCGGGUGAACCAAAGUCUUGCAAUCAGAUCCCACCCUGACUAUAUACACCAAGUGCCUCAAACAUCGGAUAGAGUGAUUAUUCUUUUGAACACACAAAACCGAAUCAACGGUAGUGUCAAAUGGUCUAUUAAUAACGUCUCGUUUACCCUUCCACAUACCCCGUAUCUCAUAUCACUUAAACAUAACUUGCUUCACACGUUUGAACAAACCCCGCCUCCUGACACCAUCAACGGCUACGAAGCUUAUGACAUUAACGUUGCGCCUCCUAAUGUUAAUGCCACUUCUAGCAAUUCUUUGUAUAGACUAAAGUUCAACACGACCGUAGACAUUAUUCUUCAAAAUGCAAACACGUUGAAUGAUAACAACAGCGAAACACACCCGUGGCAUCUACACGGGCAUGAUUUUUGGGUAGUCGGGUAUGGAGAUGGAAAGUUUAAUGCUUCAGAGGACCCGAAGAGGUAUAACUUGGUGAACCCGAUUAUGAAGAAUACCGUACCGGUUCACCCGUAUGGGUGGACCGCUUUGCGGUUUGUAGCGGAUAACCCGGGUGUUUGGGCAUUCCAUUGUCAUAUUGAGUCCCAUUUUUAUAUGGGUAUGGGAGCAGUGUUUGAAGAAGGGGUUGAGAAAGUGAAAAAAUUGCCAUCAUCUAUCAUGGGUUGUGGUGAUUCCAAGAGAUUUCUUAAGCCAUAGAUGUUUGUUUUUAUACUUUUUGUAGGUAUUAUUGAUAGUUGUAAGAUUAUUCUUUCACAAUGUAAAAUUGACUGGUUAUAAUGUAUAAAGAUUUAUAGCCCAUAUUGAUUAUACAAAAGUCAAAAGUUUGGAUC